UUUGCAUGUACUUCAAUGUUCCUUGAUUUGCCGGAUGUUUGGCCAAGGCUCUUCUUUCGAUGUGGUCGCUUUGAGCCGCAGCUUGAAAGGAAAAGACUGGAGACAGGCACUCCACAGGUUCGACGCCUUCUGUGAAGCCCGCGGGCAGCCUGACCUGGUCGCUUUCAACGUUUUAAUCCGCGAUGCUCCCUGGGUCAUGUCGGUGGAACUGAUGCAGGACAUCUUGCCAAUGAGGCCUGACGUGGUGACCAUUAGCACGGUCGUCAAGUGCUGCACUGAGAACUCAGUGUGGCUUCCAAGCACCCGGCUGCUAGCCUUUGCAAGGCAAAGUUCUGUGGAGGUCGACCGAGUGGCCAGGAACUCACUGAUGUUUGGCUUCUGUCAAGGACAAGAAUGGGAGCGCUCUUUGGAGGUUGCUCCGACAGUUGCUGACCUGUACACCAAAGACGGCCUGGUCAUGGCUGCAGCACGCGGCUUGCGCUGGACCUUGGCCUUGUGCUUGAGGUCAGAGAGCCAGAUCGGCCAUACAGCCUUACUUGGCACCUUCUCCAAGGGUGAGAAGUGGCAGCUAGCUCUUGAUUUGCUGCAAUCUGCAGGCACUUGCCGCUCAAGCGCUGACUCGCAGGUGUGUGCAAGCGCUUUGUUUGCUCUUCAAGGGCGUUGGCGACGGGUGUUGGGCCUAUUGCCGAGCAGGAAGGUCAUAUCCCCGAACCUGCUGGAGGCUGCCUUGCAGGCCUGCGCUGCAGCCAUGCAACGGGGGCAGGCAGCACGUCUCUUCCAGCAGCUGUCAAGUCCCAGCAUCACUGCCUUCAAUGCACUUUUGGCAGCCUGCGGAGCAGCUUGGCAAGAAGCGAUUUGGUUGCUUACAAGGCUAGAGGCUCCCUUCAGAUGAGCUUUGGUGAGCCACCAUACCGGCUUGACCAAGUGCUGCCAGAAGAACAGGUGUUUUGUCAGAUAUUCUAUGAUAUUCUAUAUAAUUUCCGUGUUGUAGGCGACUGCCAGACCCAGCUGCGUCAGCAGGAAGCCCGGGCCGGCAUGUCAUCACUGGUUGUAGUGCAGAGCAGCCUUUGCUACAACCCCUUUAACGAGAUGUUUCAAUAAUCAGGUUUCUAUAAGUCAUGAUUGACGGCGUGUGCUUGUAUGUGUCGUUCUUGGGCUGGCUGACUAAUGAGUAUAUAUACUAAUUAAUCAGCGAACAUGUUCGUUUGGGCAGGGUGAUUUGUCUUGGACGUGCAAGCACAUGGCGAGUGGUUGACAAUGUAAUUACUGACAGUGCUGCUACAAGCGGGAUGCGUUGAAUUCUCCAACAUUUAUUCUAGGUUCUAGGCUCUGGACCCAGGUUUGUUGGCUGCAGCAAAGAACCCUUUGGCACGCCCUGUGACCGCGGCAAGGGGCUUGUGAACCCUUGAUUUGGAACACCAUACCAUACUCCUAUAGCUUUGUACCCUGAUGACACGGCAGAGUGCUUUUCCCAGGAAGCUAGGGUACUCAUGAGACUUCAUUGUCAGCCAUCAAGAGUGUGUUAUAAUGUUCCCUGCC
Molecule: messenger RNA, 1539 nt
Organism: Durusdinium trenchii
Lineage: Eukaryota; Dinophyceae; Suessiales; Symbiodiniaceae
Source: the annotation of a GenBank genome assembly